Myotis lucifugus (little brown bat) is the source of this 2744-nucleotide messenger RNA. RefSeq names its product saoe class I histocompatibility antigen, A alpha chain-like. The record is from RefSeq and is a predicted model, not a curated record. The transcript has 8 exons. The coding region runs from base 69 to 1181 and encodes 370 amino acids. Gene Ontology annotation, biological process: antigen processing and presentation of endogenous peptide antigen via MHC class I via ER pathway, TAP-independent; antigen processing and presentation of endogenous peptide antigen via MHC class Ib; positive regulation of T cell mediated cytotoxicity. Gene Ontology annotation, cellular component: external side of plasma membrane. Gene Ontology annotation, molecular function: peptide antigen binding; signaling receptor binding. NCBI's taxonomy places the organism in Eukaryota, Metazoa, Chordata, Mammalia, Chiroptera, Vespertilionidae.
CCCCGAGGCUCCUGGUUGUAACUCCUAGGCGGAAGCGCAGGGACUCAGAUGGUCCCCAGACGCCGAGGAUGCGGGUCCUGAGGCCCCCCACUCUCCUCCUGCUGAUCUCGGGGGCGCUGGUCCUGACCCCCAGCUGGGCCGGCUUCCACUCCCUGAGGUAUUUCUACACCAUCGUGUCCCGGCCCGGCCGCGGGGAGCCCCGCUUCUUCGUCGUCGGCUACGUGGACGACACGCAGUUCGUGCGGUUCGACAGCGACGCGGCAAGUCCGAGGGCGGAGCCAGGGGCGCUAUGGAUGCAGCAGCCGUGGGUUGAGCAGGUUUACCUCGGGUAUUGGGAGGAGCAGACCCAGAUCUUCAAGGCAGCCGCACAGACUUACCGAGGGAACCUGGAGACCCUCCGCGGCCACUACAACCAGAGCGAGGACGGGUCUCACACCUACCAGUGCAUGUUUGGCUGCGAUGUGGGACCCGACGGGCGCCUCCUCCGCGGGUACAGUCAGUGGGCCUACGACGGCGCCGACUACAUCGCCCUGAACGAGGACCUGACCUCCUGGACCGUGGCCAACCUGGCGGCUCAAAUCACCGGGCGCAAGUGGGAGGCGGAGGGUGAGGCAGAGCGUGUGAGGAGCUACGUGGAGGGCCUGUGUGUGGAGUCACUACUCAUUUCGCUGCUCAUUUACCUGGAAAAAGGGAAGGAGUCCCUGCAGCGGGCAGACCCUCCAAAGGCACACGUGACCCACCACCCCGUCUCUGAGCGUGAGGUCACCCUGAGGUGCUGGGCUCUGGGCUUCUACCCUGCGGACAUCAGCCUGACCUGGCAGCGUGACGGGGAGGACCAGACCCAGGACAUGGAGCUGGUGGAGACCAGGCCUGCGGGGGAUGGCACCUUCCAGAAGUGGGCGGCCGUGGGGGUGCCCCCUGGAGAGGAGCAGAGAUACACUUGCCAUGUGCAGCACGAGGGGCUGUCUGAGCCUCUGACCCUGAGAUGGGAGCCGCCUCCUCAGACCUUCAUCUUCAUCAUCAUGGGCAUCACUGGGGGCCUGGUUCUGCUGGGAUCCAUGGCUGGAGCUGUGAUGUGGGGGAGGAGGCGCUCAGGUGGGAAAGGAGGGAGCUACGCUCAGGCUGCCAGCAGUGACAGCGGCCAGGGCUCUGAUGUGUCUCUCUCAGCUUCUAAAGUGUGAGGCAGCUGCCUUGUGGGGACUGAGUGAUGGAAGAUGUGUUCACGCUCCCACUUCCUGACUCAAGAACCUCUGAUUGGGGCGCUGGCCCCGUCCUCCACCCCACACUUUCCUGUCCAGCAGAGGUGGUGCUGCGCCCUCACUAUCCCUGUCUUUAUUUCCUCAUGCUCUGAGCUGCAACCUCCUGCUCCAUAUUGAAAUGAGGUUUUGGAUGUGACCUGGUUUGUUCAUUUCUUGCGAAGAAGGGAGCUUGGGACACGGGACCAGCUUUGUGGGCUUAGCGAGGCCGAAGUCGGACCCGUUCCCGAGCACCUUUCACCUGAGAAGGUCAAGGUCCUUUGCAGAGCUUCUCUCACAGGCGUCGAGUGCGUCCUGCAGCACCUUUGUCAGCAAUGGCUGUCAUCCAGGGAAAUCGGUGAUGGUUGGUGAUGGCGCCUGUAGCAAGACUUGCUGCCUCAUUGUUCUUACAAGGACCGGUUCCCAGGGGUGCAGGGACCUCCGGUGCGUGGGAACGAGGGGGCAGACAGGAAAGGCGAUGGAGAGCAGGCCGAGUGGGUUUUGGGGUCACAGCUGGGCAGGAGGAGGAUGGUCGCUGGAGUUCCCUCUCCUGCCCAGACACUGAUGUUCUCCGGAUGUGUCUCUCCAUUGACAGCCCUGAGGGUUUCGAGAACAUCCCAGAAAAAUAGCCUCUGCAGGUCAAGCAUUUCUGUCCCCAUGAGCCCAUCGUCCUGGCUGGGAGCGAGAAGGAUCUUGGGAAGGAUGAGCCCACAGGAGGGAGCAGCCAAGAUGCAGCAGGAGCCAGUGAAACCGGAAGAAGGGGAGAGAUGCCACAGGACUGGCGCUUUUGGGGACACGGAGUGCUCAGCCAAGACCAAAGAUGGAGGGAGGGAGGUUUGGAAAUGGCCAAAGGAGCUGCUCUGCAAGCCAGACGCGGGAAGAAGAAAUCGGGGUGCCUGUGUGGAGAGCCUGCUGUGAGCAGUUUGGAAGCGCCGUUUAUUAAUCUUCCUGUAUGACUCCGGGCCUUGUUCAUUUAUCUGUAAUUUACCAGAGAUGACAAAUCAGAAGUCACCUUGCUACCAGUGCUUAGGAGCCAACCAUGAUUAUGAAGGAUCCAGCCCACCUGGCCCGGCGGGUCUCCUGCCACCGCUUUCCCAGCCUCCUCUGCGCUCCCACCUGACACACCAGGUGCGGAUUCAAGCAAUUCCUUCCCUUCCUGCUUCUUUCUAGAAGGAGAAAUGGUAGCUUUUGUGAGUGAGGCUGUAACUACUUCAUCACUCACCUGCUUGCCUGGCAUCUGUCAGUUGCCAGGGACUCUGGGAGCUGCCCCUUCAGGGCUGGACUCCUGAGCAGGUUUCCUGGUCGGGCCUCUGGAGGGGGCAUCCAGUUUCCCAACGUGCUCAGCAGAGAGGCCCAGGGCCUGCAGCUGUGGCUGUCACAGUUCUGUGCUUCAUGGUAGUUACCGCAUAGUCACUGUGUAAUGAGCGCCACCUAGUGUGUGUCCCCAAAACAUAAUAUAUCUACCCAACUAGAUGUAGUAUCCUAUAUAAUAAAAGGCUAAUUUGCAAA